Molecule: messenger RNA, 10710 nt
Organism: Haliotis rufescens (red abalone)
Lineage: Eukaryota; Metazoa; Mollusca; Gastropoda; Lepetellida; Haliotidae
Exons: 2
Coding region: 145-6006 (1953 amino acids)
Biological process (GO): regulation of transcription by RNA polymerase II
Cellular component (GO): nucleus
Molecular function (GO): DNA-binding transcription factor activity, RNA polymerase II-specific; RNA polymerase II transcription regulatory region sequence-specific DNA binding
Source: RefSeq, a predicted model, not a curated record
UUCACAGUGAGGGAACCUUGACAGAUUGGUCAAAUUUAUAUUUCUCAAUGAGAGAGAAUUUUCUUUUGCAAAUUGAAGUAUGUGCAACCACAGACUUUUUCCAAGAAAAAACUCCACACUGAAGUAUGACGAUGAUGAACUAGAAUGAUGAAUGGUGAAGCUGGGUCCUUGGGUCACUCUGGGGCCAGCCAGGCACAACACAGCUGUGCUCUCCCCUCUCCUACAGAUGGCAGCACCGCAGAUGUUAAUAGGUGUACAAAGGAGGACAGACCAGAUCAGCUUAUGUUCAAACAGUGCCAGGAAUCUGUGAACAGUGUUGUAAAACAUGAUGGAGCUGUGUUCACUGGACCGUCUCCUCCCUUGAUCUGUAAUGGUGGUACUCGGUGUCAAGAUCACAGUGAUGCAAAGUCUCCUGACAAAAGGGUACGACAGCUUUCUGCUGUCUGUAGAAGCCAUGAUGUGGUAGAGGAUGGUGUAAAUCCAUCAGGUAAAGAUGAAAAGCAGUCAAGGGAAGUUGUACAGAAAGUAGCUUCAGAUGACACUGGCGGUACGACACAUGUAUCGGUUAAGGGUCAGAAAACAUUUGUCAAACGCGAAAGUGAAAAAGACACAAUAGACUCAAACCAGACUGUCUGUGAGUCUCUGACUCUUCCAGAAGGCAGGAGUGAAACAUUAUUAAAUGUAACUGAUAAAAGUACGGAAAUGGAUGUGAUUAACAAUCGAAGUAAGAUUGAGUCUGAAGACACACCAAUGGAGGUUGAUAGAGAAAAUGUAGAACUAGAAGGUGAAACAGUGUCAAGUAUUGGCAGUUCACAAGACCCGGAGGACACAAGCUGGAGUGGAAUGGCAGACCAAGAGAGUGGGCCUGACAGUGAUGCAGAACUAAGAAUUGAGAUCAGUGAUGUCCGGACUGUCAACUUUGAUGAGGAAGUUGAUCUAGAUUCAAGUGAUCCCCUCGCAAUAAUUGAUCUUGAAAACUCCGGAGGCCUGUCCAGGGGUAACAACUCCCAAGAAGAUUUCACCAGCCCCAUCACAGGAGACGCAUCACAAGCUUUUGAAGAGGAAGGGGAUUCUUCACCACAGAAUGGUGGCAAUAUGGAAGAUGGUGAACGUCAAGCCAGCCCACAUGGCCCCACGGCAGGAGAAGCAUCACAAGUUAAUCAAGAGGAAGGGGAUUCUCCACUACAGAAUGGUGGCAAUAUGGAAGAUGGUGAACGUCAAGCCAGCCCACAUGGCCCCACGGCAGGAGAAGCAUCACAAGUUAAUCCAGAGGAAGGGGACUCUUCACAACAGAAUGGUGGCAAUAUGGAAGAUGGUGAACGUCAAGCCAGCCCACAUAGCUCCAUGGUAGAAGAAGCAUCACAAGUUAAUCCAGAGGAAGAAGACUCUUCACCGAAGCAUGAUGGAAAUAUGGAAGACGGUGAAGAUCAAGCCAGCCCACAUGGCCCCACAGCGGGAGUGAAUGAUAGAUACACACUCUGUGAGAGUUCAGAGAAUGGUCAUGAGGAGAGGCCUAAUUUGACAGAGAGAACUGAGGGAGACUCGUUAGUCACCAAGAACCAGAAUGGUGAGAGCCCCAGCACUGAGACCCAGACCAAAGAAGCUGAUAUCCUGCAUGAUCUAUACCAACAAACGUCCUCUCUACAUGACCCAGAGCUGAACACACUGAAAACAUCAGAUGCUGGGAAAGAAGCAGAUACGGAGUCGGCAGCAACAACAACUCAAGCAAGUACUCUUCUUUCCAACAUCGCUGAAACAGUUCAGAAGAUAAAAUCCGAGCCACAGGACCAGGGGUAUGAAGAUGCUCAGACUUCUGUUCAAGAAGCCCGGGUUGGCAGCUGCAGCAAGACACAGGAUAUGACGGAGCGGUUCCGUCUGCCAGAGAGUAUGUGUAGGACAGAACCAAGUACUGUAUCUCAUACCGUCAUAACACAGCCAGCAUCCCUGAUCACCACGCUGCCAUCUCCGAAAGUCCUGCCUUAUAUGGCCAUGAAGACCAUGGUUACUCCGACACUGCCAAGUCGCGUGAUCAGCACCACAUCUGUGGCACCCAUGUCACAGGCCCUUGUUGCCAAGGGGAUGGAAGGAGCUCAGACCAAAACUGUGGCAUUACUAGUUCCCUUUAGAACACAGGGCAAUGACAGGGGUCCCAUGUUUGCUUCACUUCCCACUGUCUCAAGCAAAGAUACAAGUUCCGCCACUGCCCAUUCGGAGAUUGCAACAAGUGUGACAGUCAGUGUUGCAUCUUUGGAGCCUGUCAUGUCAACAAAUACUCUUGUGUCAAAAAGUGAGGAAGAAGUAGAAAGUUUUGAAAAGCUUGUUUAUGAUAAGUGCAUGCAGCAUGAAGUGAAGUCUAUUGACUUGGGAAAAGUGUCAGAAUUUCUUCAGCGGAGAAAUACCAUGAAGUGUUAUAAGGGGUCAAAACACCCUUCAUUCGCGGACAAGAAACAACAGGGUUGUCUCGAGUGUGGCGACAGCUACGUACUGAAGACAAGUCUGGAUCAUCACAUGACGCGCUGCAGCAUUGUAAUCAAGUACCACUGUGACAAAUGCAAAGGAGAUUUUAAGUUUACGAAUAAAUGUCAGCUCUUGACUCAUCUGAGACUGCAUGUUGAUGCAUCAAGUACAUCUAAGGUUCCCCCACCACUGAAAAUAAACUCUGACAACUUAUCUAUUGUGACCCCGUCUGAAGAGGAUCUUCAAAAGGCAACAGAUAAGUUUAAUGUUCCACCAAAGGACCCUGACAAAGUUAUGGUCCGCUGUUUGGAAUGCAGGCAGGUUUUUGCAAAUGAAAAAAUCCUCAAGAUCCAUUUUGGUGCUAAUGAAUUAGUUUGCUCCUUUGCCUUCCAGUGUCUUGUUUGUUCCAAAAUCCUGCCGAGACUGUGUGCCUUGAAUGCCCACAUGAAGAUCCACUCAAACAUGUCAGAUUAUGUCUGUCCGGAAUGUGGCAAGCCUUUUACAAACAAGAGUAUGUCGUUUGUGAGGCAUCUUAAUGAUGAAUGCUACCACCAAAACAGAAUCUUCCUUCUUCAAUGCCCAGUGUGCAACAUCCAUCUGGAAAGUCUCCCCAAGAUCAAGGAACAUUGUAUGAAAGAGCAUGUAAAGAGCAUUAUCAAAUGCAGUUCAUGCAAUGAAGGGUUCCAAACAGCAGAACUUUUAAAGUUUCAUAUUCAAAAUACCCAUGGCCUUGAAGCUGUUCCUCAGCAGGGCACCAGUAGGACCAUGUGUGGACUGUGCAUGAUCCUGCUCAAGUCAAGUUGUCUGUUGGAGAAGCACAUGGAUCACCACAUGCAGGAGCUGAAGAAGAACGCAAAGUUUGGGUAUCAGUGCAGCGACUGCUACCCGAAGAUGCCCGUUUUUACUUCAAAGCAGCUGCUCAUUCAACACAUGCAAGCAGUUCAUAGAAAACUGCAGACAGUGUCCUGCAACUGCUGUGACCUGAUGUUCAACUGUGUCCUUGCCUUGGAGAAACAUCGUCAGAAGGUACAUCCUGUACAGCCACACUCAGUGGGGCGUCAUGAACACACCAAGGUCACCUACCAGUGUGGAAAAUGUAAAGUGACAAACCCAUCAGCUGCUGCUUUGAAGAAGCAUGAUUGCAAGCCACAGACUCAGUCCAUACCCACGGUGCCCAUCACGGUAGCAAUGUGUGCUAGAUGUAAGUAUAUCAUGGCAAGUGAUUACUCGAAACAUAAGUGCCCAAUGGCUACUAAAAGUCCAGACAAAGCCUCAUCAGAGUCAUCUGUGGGCCUUAAGGGUCCGACCAAACCAUUCCCCGUGCAGCUGAUCACAAUCUCGAAACAGUCCCUCAUGCCUCUAUCAGGGAACACAAUUCGCUUGAAGAAGGUUAAAGACUUCAGUUGCAAGCACUGCAAAAAGUGUUUAGAUUCGGCAGGAGAAUUAGCAGCUCAUCUACAGAGCUGUGAAAGUAAUCUUCCCAUGAAGAGAACUUUCAAGGCAUCUCUGAAAAGUAAAAGCACUCUCAGUAGUUCCCAAUAUGUGUUUUCGUGUAACUUGUGUCAUGCCAAGUUUCCUUCAAAAGACAGGCUAUUAAUCCACAUCCAAGAUCACAGCCACAAUGGUGAUAAGAUGUGUUCGGUCUGCAAGGUGAUGGUCUUCAAGACGGGAGCCCAACUGGAAGGGCAUACUCCGUCUUGUAAGGGGCCUGAUCUUGUAGCUGAUCCAGACACCAAGGUUCAGUGCCGAGUAUGCUGCCAAUUCAUCCAGCGGGUUUACUUGAAGAAUCAUAUCCUCACACACAUUACCAAGGGGAAGAUGAUGUGUCGCCAUUGUCAGAGGAUGCAGUUUCAAAGUCGAGAGGAGUUCAAAUCUCAUGAGUAUGCAUGUGGUUUCACGGACUACCCCUUAGAGCACAAUUACUGCUAUGUCUGUGCGAUGACGUUUGACUACCUCGAACAGCUCGUUGUCCACCUUCAGCAGCAUGUGAAGGAGGGAACACUCGUGUGCUGUAAGUGUCAGAGAUCCAGUUUCACCACGAAGGAGGAGCUGGAGGGUCACCACGAGACGUGCGGACAAGACUACAUGAACAUCCUGCCCGGCGAGAUGUGCAGCCUCUGUCGGUGUUCAUUGCAAUAUCGGCCAACAAGCUACUUGCACCGCCACAUAACGCAGCAUGUUACAAAAGGAGCUCUCAUUUGCUGCCGGUGUCAGAAGAUGGGAUGGGAGAGCUUUGGUGAAGUGAAAUCCCAUCAAAUAGGCUGUGGAAUGUUCACGGAGAACACAGCACUGCCGUUCCACCAACAAGACAGGAAGUGUGUGUGCACCAUCUGCAACAGGGACUGCAGCAACAUGAACGCUUUAAUAGCUCACCUGAAACAGCAUGUAGCUAAUGGACAGCUUAUUUGUACAAAAUGUCAGAAAAGGGGUUGGAAGAAUGCAUCCACGUUGAUGAACCAUGAAGUAACCUGUGGCGUCACUCUUGCUAAGUCAGUCAAAGCUGGUUACAAGACAAUGGAUCAUGUGUGUGAGCACUGUGGUAAGAUGUUCCGCAAGUUUAACCUCCUGACAGAACAUGUGAAGAAGGAACAUGUCAGUUUUCCGUGCCACCUCUGUGGUCUGUCAUAUGACACCAAAUCAGCCCUGGUGAGUCACGUCGGUGUGGUUCAUGACGGUAAACGGUCUCUUUUCUCUUGUAAUAUAUGUAAAGAGAAGAAAAUUGAAAAGAGUUUUGCAAGUCAGUCAGGUUUAGAGAAACACAUGAGGAAAAUGCACAAACACCAUCGUCGUCGCUCUGAUAGCUCUGACAUCAGUAAUACAGAAAGGCACAGCUCUGAUACUUCAUCCAAGCCAUCGUCCCCCCCACCUGUGAAGCGACUUCGAGUUGAGGGGGACUUGCAUUAUACUUGUGCCAAAUGUCCUGUCGUCACGGAGGAUGCUGUUCACUUUGCUGAACACAUCAAGGAGCACAACUCUGACAACGCCAACCAGUGUCCUGACUGUGGCCUCUGUUUCGCAAUCCUGGCCACUCUCAAGAAGCACCUGUUCCUUGUCCACAAGAUCCGAGACUCGUACAAGUACUUGCAAGACAGGGGCAUGAAGACAGAAGAGGAGGAAAUAAUUUCUGACUCGGAGGAACUGUCCCCACCACCAAUAAAGAAAUCCAGAUGGACGAACCAUUCUAUGGCGACAAGGAAGUCUGACAAUCCACUUGAAUGUACUGUAUGUUCAACAACGUUUGAUACUGACAAGCAGUUGAAGACACACAUGAGAAUACAUGGCAUGGCAUUCAUUUGCUCCAACAAGAGAGCUGGUUCCGUAAAGUCUAGUCCCAGUGGAGAUGCAUCGCCAAAAGUGGCCCUAUCGCCAGCCAAGUCAUCAAUAAGUUCAAGUUCUGACAGAAAGAUUUCCAAUAAUGCUGGGAGCCAGGAUGUGAAGAAGAAGACAGAGACUGAUUCGGAGACCUUGGCAGACACUCCACUGCCUGAGGACACACAGCAGACACAGAGGCUUGUCAAGGUCAAACAGGAACCCAUGGAUUACGAUUGACGCGACAGACACAUCUUCAGCCUCAUCCCUCAGUCAUGAUGCUGUUGUGCUAGGUGACCUUCAGCUGAUGUUUUGUUAUCACUGAGCAUAUCUUUGGUUGUUGUAGAAUCUUGAUUUGAAUUAUCUCUCUGUGGAGGCCAGUCAGCCUGCUCUUUUGAUUAUGGCUCUCCAUCUAUGGAUGGAACAAUUCACUGAUGGGAUGAUAUGUAAUGAUGGUAGGAGCGUUGCUUUGUCAUGCUAAAGGCCAAGGUUUGGUUCCCCAUCUGAUGUGUGAAGCCCAUUUCCCGUGUUGUUAUGAAACCUAAUCGCUUAGCAAGCAACUGUUUGUGUCAAGAGACAUUUCAGCAUUGAUACCAGUAUGUUUAUCAAGGAUACAUGCUUGUUGUAUUGUCUUGAGGGAUAUAAUACCGUUCUUUUUUUGUUUUGGCUAGCGCGUUCUUGAAAAUGCACUGUACUUUUUGUGUUUGUUUUUUUAUAUAUAUAGUUAGUACCUGUCCUAUAAGAAAGCUUCCUCAGCUGUUUCAGCCCAUAGGAGGACAGUAUGACAUAGUGGUUUCAGGAAGACUUCACCCCAUUUGAGGGUAAUCACAUCCUCGCAGUGUGUAUCUCCAUUGUUAUGAUAUGUACCCUGGACCCACCUUAGCUUUGUUUUGAAGCCAUGUUCAAAAUAGCUGCCUACUUUCAAGCCAAAUGCCAGAGACGUUUAAAUUGGGCUAGUGACAUUUCUGUAAAGAUUGACAGACUGUCUAAGCGUCAUAUAACGUCAAAGUCUGUUGUCAUCUUUUCCAGCUGAAAUAUCUUUAUUACGAUCUUGUGAUUCCUCUAAAUACAUCUCGUUACUAAGAUGAGGCUGCAAUUUUGAAUGUAGAUCUAUCCAGAACUCCUGUUCAGAAUAGGCAUUUGGAUUAGUUGUUAACUGAUUUCAAGCUAGGGAAAUUGUGUGCUCUGUUAGUGAUAUGGGAGCUGGAGCUGGUGACAUCACGUUCAACAUGAAGCUCUGGUGGUGUGUGGGUCCAGGGUAUACAUCACUGGAUGAACGAGGAUGGGUAGCCCGAGCUGAACAACCAGCUGUUCUUGGGUGUCACGGUUCCUUCUCUAUGGGACCAGGGCUACCGUUUUCAAUAAUGUUUACUUUAUAUUCCUCUUCUACACCGUCACUUUCGGUAAGAAAUCAGUAAUUUAUACAAGGAAAUAUGAACUGUCAUGCAAAUGUUCGGUCUCAGUAGGGGCGCAAAGACUAUACUUACAAAUUGGUUUAGAAGUUGGUCAGGGUGCUUAUUUAUAGCAGUGCGUUUAAUACAGCAAAUACGGUACAUGUUUUGUCCCUACUUCUGUAAUUGGGCAACUGGGGGAAUACCAGGGCAGAACAGUCUCCAGUCUCCAUUGCUUGAGCUGGGGGCAUGUAUGACCUAGCUGAUGAGUCGUCAUACUCCAGCAAGGAAUAGCGGUCUUGCUAUUAAUCGGUGCCUUUCCUGGCCCAGACUCAACUAUUUACAGUCCGGGUGAUACAGCUGGAAUAUUGCUGACUGGUGGAAAACUUGCACCAACUUUAUGAUGCAGCACUGUUGACUGUUCAGUGUAUGUGUGAUCUAGUCAUGAGAAAUUAAAUAAUAUGAAUGUUGACAUAACUUGGAAAAUGAAGUCUUCAAAUCUACUUCCUGCUGCUAUUUUUGAAUAUCCAAGAUAUUUGUGCUCAUUGAUAUGCAUGUAUAACAUUGCCAAGGUUUCAGUCAUAUAUUUUGAGGUUAUGGAUAUAGUGUACAGUUUGUGAAACCAACAUGUAUCCUGUCGGCUUUCUCACCAUUGCCAAAGUGGUCAGAGUGUGCAGGGCUGGGACGAGUCCAAAUUUACUACCCCGAUACCUGACCCCCUUUUGCCAGACCCCCUUUUGCCAGACCCUUCCGUGGUACCUGCUGUAGGUCUCAAGAGUUGGGUAGAAAAUGUCCAACUGAAAUUGUUUCACCGGAGCCCUGUAAAACAAAAUUUAGAUGCAUGUUAAAAACGAUCUGAUCAUGCAUACACAAGAGUUGACAGAAGCUUUAUCUUUACUCAAAAAUAACGAAGUUAGAAGUAAUGCAUGCAACUUUAGAGUAACCCUGCAGUUUUAUUGUUUUUUUGUCAUUAGACAAUAUAUCACAUGACUAACCACAGGUCCAGGACUUCAGGUACUCCAGUGGGUACCCGGGUCCUACUCAGGACCCACUUGACCCGAGUUCCAGAGUUACUCGUGCCAGCCCUAGUCUGCUCACAUGUUCAAUUACAGGGAGGCUGAUUGUUAUUCUUGGUCUGCUUACGGAAAGUUUUGUUCUGCGGAUUAUUUUUCAUUUGAUUUAUAGUGACUUUUUGGUCUACAUGAAGAUUGUUGGUCAAGAGAUCCUUUUCAUUGUAUUUAUGAUGAAAGGCAAAGAUUUACAGGGUCCCCAGAAAAAGGCACCACUAAUCCCCAGAAACUCAGAAACCACCUUAAUUUCAACAGGAAAUUGAUGGGAUAAGAGAUUAUUGUCCCCUGCCAUGAAGGGGAAGUGGGAUUUAGGAAUGGGUGCUGUCCGUCACAUUUUGUUUCCGGGGCAGAACUCACGACCCAUAAGAGAUACCUUGAGCAAACUUGGCACAUAGAUAGGUCUAGUGGUGAACUAGUGCCUUUUGAUAGUUUGGGAUUUUUUAAACAUUUAUCUUCCGAGGUUCCAUGGCAAAGACUUUGACAGGGGGAUACAAGUAUUUCAUGCUUGUUUUGUUUUGACGAAAGUGCUCAGAUAAGCUUUAUGGCCUAAAGUGGUCAGUCUGCAUGUUUUCAUGUCCUUUUAUAUCUAGAAUAAAUUUGAUUGUAAAUUAAUUCAUUUACUUGGAAUAUUGAUAUUGCAGACUUGCAAAUGUUCGGUCUCAGUAGGGGCGCAAAGACUAUACUUACAAAUUGGUUUAGAAGUUUGUCAGGGUGCUUAUUUAAAGCAGUGCGUUUAAUACUGCAAAUAAGGUACAAGUUUUGUUCCUACUUCUGUAAUUGGGCAACUGCGGAUAUUCCAGGGCAGAACAGUCUCCAUUCUCCAUUGCUUGAGCUGGGGGCAUGUAUGACCUAGCUGAUGAGUCGUCAUACUCCAGCAAGGAAUAGCGGUCUUGCUAAUAAUCGAUGCCUUUCCUGGCCCAGACUCAACUAUUUACAGUCCGGGUGAUACAGCUGGAAUAUUGCUGACUGGUGGAAAACUUGCACCAACUUUAUGAUGCAGCGCUGUUAACUGUUCAGUGUAUGUGUGAUCUAGUCAUGAGAAAUUAUAUAAUAUGAAUGUUGACAUAACUUGGAAAAUGAAGUCUUCAAAUCUACUUCCUGCUGCUAUUUUUGUAUAUCCAAGAUAUUUGUGCUCAUUGAUAUGCGUGUAUAACAUUGCCGAGGUUUCAGUCAUAUAUUUUGAGGUUAUGGAUAUAGUGUACAGUUUGUGAAACCAACAUGUAUCCUGUCGGCUUUGUUAGGCUGGACAAACUUUCAUUUCUCACCAUUGCCAAAGUGGUCAGUGUGUGCAGGGCUGGGACGAGUCCAAAUUUACUACCCCGAUACCUGACCCCCUUUUGCCAGACCCCCUUUCGCCAAACCCCUCCGGGGUACCUGCUGUAGGUCUCAAGAGUUGGGUAGAAAAUGUCCAACUGAAAUUGUUUCACCGGAGCCCUGUAAAACAAAAUUUAGAUGCAUGUUAAAAACGAUCUGAUCAUGCAUACACAAGAGUUGACUGAAGCUUUAUCUUUACUCAAAAAUAAGGAAGUUAGAAGUAAUGCAUGCAACUUUAUAGUAACCCUGCAGUUUUAUUGUUUCUUGUCAUUGACAAUAUAUCACAUGACUAACCACAGGUCCAGGGCCCACUUGCACAAAACGAUCUUAGCGCUAAGACUAUUGUAAGCCUAUGCUAAAGUAUGGGAGUAACAAUCAUCUUAGCGCUAAGAUCGCUUUGUGCAAGUGGGCCCAGGACUUCAGGUACUCCAGUGGGUACCCGGGUCCUACUCAGGACCCACUUGACCCGAGUUCCAGAGUUACUCGUGCCAGCCCUAGUCUGCUCACAUGUUCAAUUACAGGGAGGCUGAUUGUUAUUCUUGGUCUGCUUACGGAAAGUUUUGUUCUGCGGAUUUUUUUUCAUUUGAUUUAUAGUGACUGUUUGGUCUACAUGAAGAUUGUUGGUCAAGAGAUCCUUUUCAUUGUAUUUAUGAUGAAAGGCAAAGAUUUACAGGGUCCCCAGAAAAAGGCACCACUAAUCCCCAGAAACUCAGAAACCACCUUAAUUUCAACAGGAAACUGAUGGGAUAAGAGAUUAUUGUCCCCUGCCAUGAAGGGGAAGGGGGAUAUAGGAAUGGGUGCUGUCCGUCACAUUUUGUUUCCGGGGCAGAACCAGAGAUACCUUGAGCAAACUUGGCACAUAGAUAGGUCUAGUGGUGAACUAGUGCCUUUUGAUAGUUUGGGAUUUUUUAAACAUUUAUCUUCCGAGGUUCCAUGGCAAAGACUUUGAUUUGGACUGAAUAUAGCGGUAUUGGCAGGGGGAUACAAGUAUUUCAUGCUUGUUUUGUUUUGACGAAAGUGCUCAGAUAAGCUUUAUGGCCUAAAGUGGUCAGUCUGCAUGUUUUCAUGUCCUUUUAUAUCUAGAAUAAAUUUGAUUGUAAAUUAAUUCAUUUACUUGGAAUAUUGAUAUUGCAGACUUGUGAAUAGCUUGAAUAAAGUGUGCAACACUG